Molecule: messenger RNA, 1839 nt
Organism: Durio zibethinus
Lineage: Eukaryota; Viridiplantae; Streptophyta; Magnoliopsida; Malvales; Malvaceae
Source: RefSeq, a predicted model, not a curated record
AGAAAGGUCAAUGAUAAACUUUUCUUUCUUCAACAACACAAAAACAAAGCCUUGUAACAACUGCUAUUCUCAUUUACAUCCAACAAUAAAUAAAACACAACUGGGUUUCUCAACUUUCCAUUUUCUUCAACCUUAAUUCUAUUUCACUUUCAAACAUGGGCAUCUCAUGGAGCAACACAAGCAACAGCCAUAGGAGGAGAAACCAAAACGACCUCCAUGCUCCUCCACCUCCUCCACCUUUCUAUUACCCACAAGAACCCUCUUUCCUCCCUACUCCACCCCCUCCUCUCCCUUCAACUAGCCACCCUUAUACUGCGCAUGCCCCAGCGCCUCCAAUUCACAACAAUUACUGCUGUUCCCCUCCGUUCAAUUCCUGCAGUUACUCAAACCCCAUGAUGGGCCGUUUCCCUAUUCAAUACCAACCUUAUUACGCCAACCAAAAUAAUGGGUGGCCAGCUAUUCGUGCUCAUGCCGUGUCGGCACCGCGGCCUUAUGUGGAGCACAAGAACGCUAAGAAAGUGAGGAAUGACGUAAACGUACAUAAGGAUACGCUGAAGCUCGAAGUAGACGAGCAAAACCCUGAUCAUCACUUGGUCUCUUUCGUUUUUGAUGCCUUGUUUGAUGGAAGUAUCACCAUUUUUUACUUUGCCAAGGAAGAGUUAAACUGUAGGUUUGUUCCACUAUUUCCUGAAGCCUAUGAGCCUGUGAGAGUCCCAUUUCAGAUGGGACUUGGCCAAAGAUUUCGGCAGCCUUCAGGAACAGGAAUUGACUUAGGUUUCUUUGAAUUGGCUGAUCUCUCAAAACCAUCACCAGGAGAAGAUGUUUUCCCUCUUGUAAUUUCUGCUGAAACAUGUAUGCCUCCUCAUUCAUCCAAUGAACUCGCUGAUGAUCCUGCACAAAAUACAUCAGCCCACAUGCAAAUUACUCAAGCUAUUCUGGAGAAGAACAAUGGUAACUCUUUCCAAGUGAAAGUGAUAAGGCAGAUAUUAUGGAUCGAUGGAGUUCGCUAUGAACUACGUGAGAUAUAUGGAAUAGGAAGCUCAGCAGCAGCAGAAGGCUUUGAUGAUUGUGACCCAGGGAAAGAGUGUGUUAUCUGCAUGACUGAACCUAAGGAUACUGCUGUUCUACCUUGCCGCCACAUGUGUAUGUGCAGUGAAUGUGCUAAAGCAUUAAGGCUUCAGUCAAAUAAGUGUCCGAUAUGCCGUCAAUCUAUCGAGGAACUUAUAGAAAUCAAGAUAAAUAGCAAUCAUUGAAAGUUUUCUUCUUGUCAAGUUUGAUUAUACGGUAUGACAUUCUUUUUGUUUGUAAUCUGCUGUCCAAUUCAUCUGUUUCACAUUUGUUUUGUAUAUUUUGAUCCUGAUCUUAUUCUUUUCUUUCUUUUGGCCCCCAAAAGAAAUUCAUGUCCACACAUCUUGCCAAGGAAGCCAUCUGACCAUACAUGUUUUAAGUAUGAUGGAAGUGUCUGUGAAAGCAUACAUAAUUAUCUAGUUUAUGCGAAUGGGAAUUGUUAGAACAACUUGUGGGCUCUUUCUAAAAUACAGUUUCAAGAUGUCAUUUAGUUAAUUAUGUAAAAGCUUUCAUCUGUUGUAAGUUUACUCUGUUUUCUUUUAUUUCUUCCGUUUUCCCCUUUGGGAAGCAAUGUAUAUUGGUGAGGUGAAUAAUCCUUUUUCCUGUUUGCUGCUUGAUGAUGAUUGAAGUUUCUAGAGAAUAUAUGACAACCACGUAAAGUGUUCAAAUUCUUUGCUUUCUUCUUUGUUGUUCUCCUUUUUGAGUAUGUUCAAAUACUGCAACCCUCCGUGCUUGAAGUUAAUCUAUUUUCUAUUGCCAUGUUACUGUUUU